UGAAAAUGUUUUAUUAUCUUCCAGAUCUUCAUGUGAACUACUCAGAAAGACACCCUUUUUGUGUAUAGAUCUGUAAACACUGAGUAGUGCAGCUCUUUUCUCUCUCUCUCAUUGAUGGGACGGUGCUGUUUUAUCAUGCCAUAUUUUCACGAUUUGCAAGAUCUGAAAGAAGAGAAUGGAUUUUGCCAGAGGAUAUGAGCACGAAGCUUCAAUACAACUGAAUCGGAAUUUUUAGAAAAAUAUUUAACCUUUUGUCUGAAGACUUGAGAUUGAAAGGCAUUUACAUGUUAUUUUUUUGCCUCAUCCAAUAUUUCUUCUUUGGCGUUCACGUUUUUGACGAUUAAUUAAAUUUCGCCUGGGUCUCCAUUGUUUUGCUUUUUGCGAAAUAUUAAGUUAAAGUUGUAGUUUAUUGGUUAUGUUAGCGUUGGGGCAAAUGGACGGGUCUCGCCAGUGCGCUUUCCUGCUCAAUACCCCACCUUUGGCUGCUUUACACAGUAUGACCGAAAUGAAGACACAGCUUUACCCAGCCUAUCCGUUAUCUUCCACUGGACCAGCAUCCUCCAACUCUCCGACCGCUACCUCCCCGAAUCCAGGUGGUAUCCCCGUUUCUUCACCGGGGAUAAAAACGUCAAAUGGACUUUCAGCUGUUGGAUCACCCCAGCAGUGCGCGGUCGCCACACCUCACGGAAUAAACGACAUCCUCAGUCGACCCUCGGUGCUCUCAGCAGGAGCGGCGGCCGCCGUCGCAGCAUCUUCUCCCGCUGGAAUCUUGUCUGGACUGCCCCGUUUCAGCAGCCUGAGUCCUCCACCUCCUCCAGGGCUGUAUUUCAGCCCAAGUGCUGCGGCAGUGGCGGUGGCUCGCUAUCCGAAACCUCUGACAGAGCUUCCAGGCAGAACUUCAAUAUUCUGGCCUGGAGUUAUGCAAAGCCCACACUGGAGAGACGCCAGAUUUGCAUGUUCACCACAUCAAAACUCGGUGCUGCUUGACAAAGACGGAAAAAGGAAACAUACACGGCCAACGUUUUCCGGGCAGCAAAUUUUCGCUCUGGAAAAAACAUUUGAGCAAACGAAAUAUUUGGCGGGACCAGAAAGAGCGCGGUUGGCCUACUCUUUAGGAAUGACAGAAAGCCAAGUAAAGGUGUGGUUUCAAAAUCGAAGGACGAAAUGGAGAAAACGGCACGCGGCUGAAAUGGCUUCGGCUAAGAAAAAACAAGAUUCGGAGACCGAAAGGCUGAAAGGGGCCUCGGAAAACGAAGACGAUGAUGACGACUACAACAAGCCUUUAGACCCAAACUCAGACGAUGAGAAAAUAACUCAGCUACUGAAAAAACACAAACCAAACUCAGCUCUUAUUAUUCACACGUCGGAAAACGAGAGCUCGUAAAGCGGAAACGGGCAAAGAGUUGCCAGUCAUUUGAGGAGAAAUUCCUCAAGAAGUGUCAAAAUAAUGUAGGCGACAGUUUAUUCACUAUGUUUGAGUGGAAGGAUGCACAUCAGAGGAAUAUGUACUAUCGGUGAAGCUGAACGUGCAUCAGUGUCUGCAAUAGACACAAUUCAACGUAAAGACAACGGUACUUUUUUGUUUUUGUUUUGUAAAUUAACGGCUUGAGUUGUAUCGCAUAGGAAUUAUAUCACUGUGAAUAUUUAUGUGUAAAAUAUUUUGAAUAGUAAACAUGCCAGAAUUCGUUCACACCGCUUCAGUCUGAUCUUCUGUUUGGGCUUUGUGAUUUGCAUACUCAUAUCAUUAAUUUGCAUAGGCGCUUAUCA
Messenger RNA from Xyrauchen texanus (razorback sucker), 1767 nucleotides. RefSeq names its product NK6 homeobox 1 (gene nkx6-1). The record is from RefSeq and is a predicted model, not a curated record. The coding region runs from base 416 to 1384 and encodes 322 amino acids. Gene Ontology annotation, biological process: regulation of transcription by RNA polymerase II; cell differentiation. The transcript has 3 exons. NCBI's taxonomy places the organism in Eukaryota, Metazoa, Chordata, Actinopteri, Cypriniformes, Catostomidae. Gene Ontology annotation, cellular component: nucleus. Gene Ontology annotation, molecular function: DNA-binding transcription factor activity, RNA polymerase II-specific; RNA polymerase II cis-regulatory region sequence-specific DNA binding.